AUGCAGAAGUGCUCAUCGACCAUGCAUAGCAGGGCCAAGAACACAGAUGCGGUGGAACCGCCAUCAGCACUACUGUGGAGUAAGAUCAAGCAGCCACAGUUCUACUGGUUCCUCGGCCAUUUUCUGACGCUAUACCACUACGGCUGCUAUACCCUGUCGUUCCGGCAGGCGGCGAUCCGGUACCAGUACGGAUCGGUCCUGUUCUACGUGGCAGUGACGUAUGGGAUCGUGCUCUACCAGUUUUACAAGUCGGGUCAGCUAAAGCCGUCGACACUGAAGGUGCAGAUGCGCACACUAGAUAACCUGCAGUACUUUGUGCUGACGCUCGUGCUAUGGAGCUGCAGGCACGCGAAGAUCAUCUCGACUGCAACAAUGUCACCGGUCAUCUUCGCGCUGUUCCACUCCAUCAACUACUUCAAGGAGAGCCUCCUGCCUCUACUGCCGCUGCAGGCGGCGACAAAAUCGGCGCUGGCCGGGCGGAUCAGCUUCUUCAUCACCAACUACAACGAACGCUUCCUCAUGAUCGCCCAAAACUCGGAGUUUGUCACGCUGGUGCAAGUUCUGCUCCUGCUUCCGGUCGACUGUACGGCAUUGCUGCUGCACCUCACAGUUACCAACCUGCUCAAAGUGCUCGCGGUGGUCACGUACGCCUGGUUUUUCAAGCUGCGCUACCUGCAGUCGCCACAGAUGAAGGCUAUGGUGCACACAUACGACGUUCGGGCCGAUCAGCUGGUGCGCCAGUCUACCCCUCAGCUACUUCCAUAUUGGCUCCGUGUCAAGCAUCUGGUGCUGCGCUUUUUCAAAGCGAUCCCAUGCUAG
Eremothecium gossypii ATCC 10895 is the source of this 819-nucleotide messenger RNA. RefSeq names its product Per33p (gene PER33). The record is from RefSeq and is marked provisional. Gene Ontology annotation, cellular component: endoplasmic reticulum. The coding region runs from base 1 to 819 and encodes 272 amino acids. The transcript has a single exon. Gene Ontology annotation, biological process: endoplasmic reticulum tubular network organization; membrane organization. Lineage: Eukaryota; Fungi; Ascomycota; Saccharomycetes; Saccharomycetales; Saccharomycetaceae.